AUGAUCAAAAUAUUGAUGAUCAUAUUGCAGGGUAUAUUCUUAUCCGCGUUUGCCAUGCCGUUGAUUUGGGAACCAGAAUCUUCGACGAUCGUCGUACCCAUUACACAGAAACCGGCCACUGCUGAACAAGGCCAGCUUACUUCACCGUCAAAAGAUUUUCGUGUUUGGAACAAGUGGUUCACACUGACCGACAGUAAGUCGGUGAGAACGGUGACAGAGGCUCCUCGCCUCUAUAGUACGUGUCGAGGUUUAUCUUGCCGUGAUAUGAACCUCAGUAAGAACCGCAAUGUCGACGAUCACCAUGACAAGAAUCGCCACGGUCCGAAUCACCAAGAGAUGAAGCAAUGCGGUGACAAUCAUUAUAUAUAUAUCGAUGGUAUUUUGGGCCAAAAACGAAAAUCAUGGCGUUGGUCCUGUCUGUAUUUGUUUCUGACAAUCGUGGUUAUGGUAGUUUUGUUGAUAUUUUUUUAUUACAAUUUCGAUUUGGGAUUCUACUCUGUGAACCCUGAAAGAACCGAACUUUUGUCAGACAACUAG
Messenger RNA from Macrosiphum euphorbiae (potato aphid), 537 nucleotides. Lineage: Eukaryota; Metazoa; Arthropoda; Insecta; Hemiptera; Aphididae. The record is from the annotation of a GenBank genome assembly.